Molecule: messenger RNA, 816 nt
Organism: Closterium sp. NIES-65
Lineage: Eukaryota; Viridiplantae; Streptophyta; Zygnematophyceae; Desmidiales; Closteriaceae
Source: the annotation of a GenBank genome assembly
AUGCCUGUGAGGUUCGGAAUCCUAGGUACGGCGAGGAUUGCGCAGAAGGUAAUUCGCUCAAUGCAGUGCGUACCAGGCGUCAUUCCGUACGCCAUAGGUAGCCGUUCUUACGAGCGAGCCGCGCAGUUCGCUAAGGAGGUCGGCAUGGCUGGCGACGCCGCGAUUUACGGCAGCUACGCUGACGUCAUUGCGGACCCGUUAGUGGACGCCGUUUACAUCCCGCUGCCGACUGCGCUCCACGUGGAGUGGGUGGUGAAAGCCGCGAAUCACGGAAAGCAUAUUCUGCUAGAGAAGCCCGUUUCGCUGAAUGCGGCCGAUCUGGAAACCAUGAUCGCAGCCGUCGAUUCGGCGGGAGUCCAGAUCAUGGACGGCACGAUGUGGAUGCACAACCCACGGGCGGCCGAAAUGAAAGCGGCCAUGCAAGAUAGAGAAUCUUUUGGGCAGCUCAUGCGUCGCCUUGAGUUUGCAGGCUCCCUCGCUACAAUCACACUCGAGGACUUCUGCAUCCCCUUCCAGGAAGAUAAGGCCGAAUUUGUGAUUGAAAAGGGGUCCAAGUGGCCAAAUCCGAGUCUGGGGGUGAAAUCCACGGUUGAGAGGAGAGAAACUGUACUGACGUGGACGCAGGAGGCAAAUAUGAUUGCUGAGCUGGCACGGAUCGUGAGGGGAGUGAGAGAGGGGGGAGGGAAGGCGGCAUUGGUUGGGCGAUGGGUGGAUAUGAUGGAGCGGACACAGCGGGUGGUGUGUGCUGUGCAUGACUCGGUUGCUGGGGGAGGAGUGCCUGUGCUAAUAGAGGCGGGUCAGGAGGAGCAAGGGUAA